AGAGCAUAAUAAUAAUCUCCGAAUCUACCUUCCUUCCUUCCUUCCUUCCGCUCCCUUCCUUCCUCCUUCUUCCUGCUUUCAUCACCGAUUCUCAGCGACCAAAAUCGUGGGCAAAAAAAGAUCCUCUUUAUCCAUUGCCAUUUUCCACACCCGACGGGUCAAACCUAAACCCCUCCCACCCCUAAAAAAUUAAAAAUCACUCCGCACGCCUCUCCCUCCCUCCCUUUUCCUUCCUUCUUUGACACUCCCCCCCACCUCCUCCAUCCAAGAAUCACGCCUCCGCUCGCUCAGUCAAUUCGUCGAUCACCUAUCCAUCACCCGAUCGACCGCCGCCCAUGGCCGCCGCCGACCCCGCCCUCGUCGACGGCGCCUCCCUCCCGCCGCUGCCCAUCUUCCUCGCCAUGUUCCUCGCCGUCUACCUCGCCGGGCACCUCGUCGUGUUCCGCGGCUGGAGCCCCAAGGCCCGGCCCGAGGCCUCCAGCUGCCUGAUCUCCCUCGCCCACGGCACCGCCGUCGCCCUCGCCUCCUUCGCCCUGCUCUCCGACCCCUCCCGCGGCUUCGCGGCCCGCAACACCGGCGCCCAGGACGCCGUCCUCGAGUACAGCAUUGCCUACUUCCUGGCCGAUCUCGUGCACUACCUCGUGUUCUACCCCAAGGAUCUCCUCUUCAUCGGCCACCACUUGGCCACUCUCUUCGUCUUCCUCACCUGCAGGUACUUGGUCCGCCACGGGGCUUUCGCUAUCUUGGUACUGUUGAUCCUUGCGGAGGUCACGAGCGCUUGCCAAAACGCGUGGACGUUGUCCGGCGUGCGGAGGAGAGACUCGGCUCUUGCGGCUAAGGUGUUCGAUGCUUUGUCCGCACCUUUCUAUUCAUUUUAUUCCGUCGUCAGGGGGCUUUUUGGUCCCCUGUUUCUGUAUAAAAUGGGGGUGUUCUAUGCGAGUGGUGGGGCAGAAGGUGUGAUUCCAAGGUGGGUUUGGGUUUCUUGGCUGGUCGUGGUUUCGAUUGCCAUUGGUGUUAGCAUUUUGUGGGUCUCCAAUCUUUGGGUCGAACUCUUCAGGGAAAGAAGCAAAGGUAGACUGAAGAAAAAGUCGAGAUAGUCUUCUCUCAUUGUUCUCUUGUUGUAAUGAUAAUGUAUUUUAUGGUACACAUGUUAGAGAAGAUAAAAGCUCAGGUCAUUUAUAUUCCUCCCCCGAUGUCUGAAUGAACAGUUUCGAUGGUGAAUUGUGGAUCUUUUCUCUGGGGGUUUGGGUUGGGGCGUCGAUUGGGGGUGAUAUAUUAGAAGGGUGUUAUCAGUUAUAGAUUUGUGUCAUUGGAAGGAUAUAAAAGAAAUACAUGAAUAUCUCCGCAAGGCUUUACUCAUGCUUCUGCAGUA
Eucalyptus grandis is the source of this 1372-nucleotide messenger RNA. RefSeq names its product TLC domain-containing protein At5g14285. The record is from RefSeq and is a predicted model, not a curated record. Lineage: Eukaryota; Viridiplantae; Streptophyta; Magnoliopsida; Myrtales; Myrtaceae. Gene Ontology annotation, cellular component: membrane.